This is a messenger RNA of Homarus americanus (American lobster), 2274 nucleotides long. RefSeq names its product E3 ubiquitin-protein ligase RNF181-like. The record is from RefSeq and is a predicted model, not a curated record. Lineage: Eukaryota; Metazoa; Arthropoda; Malacostraca; Decapoda; Nephropidae. The transcript has 6 exons. The coding region runs from base 160 to 621 and encodes 153 amino acids.
UACAUGGGGUUAUAAUACAAAAAAAAAGAAGCCAUGAAACUCUCCUUCAGGGUGGACACCAACAACACACGUCACUAAGUACAGUAUUUCAUCAUCCAGUUGGGUGUCAGUGUAUGUAAUCAUAGGUCAGCUGAGGACGGUAGUCGGGACACAAGAGUUAUGUCGUCAUACUUUGAUGAGCACGACUGCCAGCCCUUACGGGCUGGACAACUUCCUGACCACUUCUUACACAUGGCUCGGCUCCUGCUGCAUGGUGGCUACUGGCAGGAUAUGCAGGUAGAAUUUACACAACUUUUUGGGUUUGGAGAAAGGCCACCUCCUCCAACUUCAAAAGAAUUUAUUGAUCAACUGACGACCUCAACUGUGUCUCAACGAGGAGGCCAGUGCCCAGUGUGCCUCAAAGAAUGGACUGAGGGAGAAGAAAUGAAGGAAUUACCAUGUAAACACAAGUUCCAUCCAGCUUGCAUAUUACCAUGGCUAGAGAAGACUAACUCAUGCCCUAUGUGCCGUUAUGAGUUGCCUACAGAUGACGAGGAUUAUGAGGAGUACAGGAGGCAGAAGAAACGGGCAAAGGAUCGUGAAGCAGAAAUAGAGAUGCUUCAUCACUCAAUGUUUUCCUAGCAAGAUACCGGUAUUGCAUUUAUUGAUUUUUUUUUUAUUUUAUAAUGAGGAUUCAAUUUCAUAGCAAUGUUUAAGUGACAAAAACAUCUGAAUAAAUCAUCAAAAGUAUUAAAGACUAUUAAGCACCCAACCUGAGCUGUGGAGAGAGAAUAGAGAGCAUGGCCUUUUAAAUAACUUGAUUCCAUUGUUAUUGUAUAAAGAGAUGCUCUAUACAUUUUUAUCUCAAGAUAAAUAUGUAGUAAUUUGAACUAAAGUAUAUUAUAUAAUUGAUAUUGAUUUAUAUGUUUUUCUUCACCAUUGCUCAUCAUGACAAGAUACUGUACAAUAUAUCUUUCACAUACACCAAAUCACUCCUUCACCCAUCACUUGGAUAUGAAGCUUAAACACUUUGAACACAUAUAACAUCAAUUGUGUAAACACUUCCAACAAUGUUCAUUGACUGAAUGAUAACUAAUGGUUAUUCAUUCAAUUUCUAUAGGGUAGUUUAUAUUUUUAAUCAUCUCAUAUGACUUUAUCCAACCACCCCAUAACUAUUAAGAUGAUAUAAGCCUAAACUUGGGAUAUCAUUCACUUUGAACAGUCAUCUUUGUUUGGGUAACCAGCUGUAAGUCAAAAACCUAAAUGAUUUGUUGGUAGACCACCUUACUUACUUUAAUGUCAGGAGGCAGUAGGUUGAGGUUGAUCAGUGCAAAGUCGCCCAUUAGGUCUCUUAACACCAACAGUGAUGACCAAUAAACUCUUCAUAGUGGUCAGGUUGCAUUCCAUGGAAACAGAGUGCUGUGUGAGACAGUGCUGUAAGAGUUCAUUAUAAGCAGUGGCAUAGAUUUGUUGUGAUUGAAGGGGGAGGUGACUUCCGAGACCUGGAGAUACCGUAUAUUGCGGCUUAUAAGUCGACUUUUGAAGAUCCAAUUUUUUUUAUCAAAACUAGGGGUCAUCUCGUAUGACAGGUAUAAAAUGUCAACCUUUAAGUACGCUCCACCACUAGCAUCAGAUUAUCACUUUACCUUACUGGUAGGUCUCAGUUACUUAAUUUCCCGCACUCAAAAAAACAAGUUUUACCUAAUUGUAGCAUUUUUCCAGAAGGGUAACUGUUACUCAACUCGGCCAAAGGUCAGUCUUUACACUAGUCAUACCGACACCUUUCAAAACAUUAAAAUAUCUUUAGGUGUUAACUACGGUUUCUUACAAACAAACGUUACUAGGGCAGUUACUUGUAAUAUUUGUUGUUAAAUUGUUAAAAAAUGCCGUUACAGUAUGUUCAUGUAAUGCACCUGGAUUUUGUAAACAUUUACACGAAUGUUUUGUAAAGUUGUAAACAGCUGGCUGGCCUGCAGCAAGUGUUGCCAACACUUAUACCACUAACAGAGACUGUAGACUUUGUUUGCUUGAUGCCAACGCAGUGUGCUACCAUUAAUAAUAUAACGUACUGCUAAUUGAAUGUUUUAAAUUAGGAAUCCAAUAUUUACUUUAUGUUUAAUCAACUUUUAUAUUUUAUUGUUUUAAGUGAAAUCAUGUAACCUUUCUUAAUCAUGUAAUCCUGUACCAAGAGUUUGUGUGCUUGUUGCCAUAUACUGCUAGUACUACCAUAUACAGUACUGUCAAUAUAAUGUACAACAUGCUUUGCUCAUAUUUAAUAAUAAACUAUCAUUAUGA